Messenger RNA from Neltuma alba, 3850 nucleotides. RefSeq names its product pentatricopeptide repeat-containing protein At3g22690-like. Gene Ontology annotation, molecular function: protein binding; RNA binding; zinc ion binding. The coding region runs from base 674 to 3202 and encodes 842 amino acids. NCBI's taxonomy places the organism in Eukaryota, Viridiplantae, Streptophyta, Magnoliopsida, Fabales, Fabaceae. The record is from RefSeq and is a predicted model, not a curated record. The transcript has 2 exons. Gene Ontology annotation, biological process: RNA modification.
CGUAAAUCCCUUCGCUCCGCAAACUUCGCAUACUGGUUCCAUCGUCUCCUUUGUGUUGUGUUUGUGCUUUGCGUUGCGUUAGAUUUUUAGUCUUCUCCUUUUCCCGUCGGUUCAUUGCGCUGAGAGAGGAAAAAGCUUGGAGGCUCCUGAAACUUGGUCACCUUUCUUCCCCCAUCCAUCCUUCUCGGUUUCCAUCUUCGCCGGUGGUGUUUGCGCCACUGUCCGUCCGUCUGCCGCCGACUUUUUGCUUAUUGCCGUGACCUUCGUUUCCUCUCUUCUCUACCUCCUCAACUGAUGAUGUCGCGGGUCUGGGAGAGCCGUGUCUCGCUUUCUUCUUCUCCUAUGUGAUCGUGUGAUGUGCAGGACUGAAGUGAGGAAGGACACUAUAUUUGACAAUUAGAAGAAUGACAAUCAAGGAUCAGAAGAUAUUUUGGCUAAGGGACCAAAUCAGGGAGUAGCUUUGAAGGACCAAAGUAAGUGAAACACACUGUUUUGGUGGCUGGAUCAGAGGACCUGACUUUAUUCUUCGGAUCCACUUAUCAUCUUCUAGGAUAUCAGGGAUUUCGGAUUCUCACCUUCUUUGACUUCUAUGUUUUCUUUCCAGGAUUUGGUAUUUGAUAUUAUUUCACUGCAACUGUUGAUUUCGUUUAAGAAUUAGCAGAAUAAUUCUGCCAUGGCUGCAACCCUUCAUGCAUCUCCUAUGGUUUCGGCUUGCCCACCUUCAACUCCAACAAUCCACAAGGAAUUCAAAGCCAUGGCUAAAAACCCACAUAUUUUGCUGCUUGAAAAUUGCAAAACCAUGAAGGAACUUCAACAACUUCACUGUGAUAUAAUGAAGAAUGGUCUCUGUCACAAAGCUUCUUACAUUAACAAGCUAAUUUCCGCUUGUGUCGAAAUGGGUACUUAUGAGAGCUUGUCCUAUGCUCGAAGUGCUAUCGAAUCCUUCAAUGAGGACCAAGGUACCAUCGGUUCGUUGUUCAUGUACAAUUCUUUGUUAAGAGGCUAUGCUUUCAGUGGGCUCUGUGACGAAGCAAUCCUACUGUACAAUGAAAUUGUAGUCUUGGGCAUUGAGCCUGAUAAGUACACCUUCCCGUUUUUACUCAGUGCAUGCUCAAAAGCCAUGGCGAUUUCUGAGGGCAGUCAAGUUCAUGGGGUAGUUAUCAAGAUGGGUUUAGAGAAAGAUUUGUUUGUCAGGAACUCUUUGAUACAUCUGUAUGCAGAAUGUGGGAAGAUUGAGUUAGGACGAAAGGUGUUUGAUAAAAUGAUUGAGAGAAAUGUCGUGUCAUGGACUAGCUUGAUCAAUGGUUAUGCUGGGUGGGGCUUGGCAAAAGAGGCAGUUUCUCUGUUCUUUGAGAUGGUUGAGGCUGGUGUUGAGCCUAACUCGGUGACCAUGGCAUGUGUUAUUUCUGCUUGUGCAAAGUUGAAGGAUUUAGGAUUAGGUAAAAGAGUAUGUGCCUAUAUUGAUGAGUUGGAUGUGAAGUUUAAUACCCACAUGGUAAAUGCACUUGUUGAUAUGUACAUGAAGUGUGGAGAUAUAGGAGCUGCAGAGCAACUUUUUGAUCAAUGUGAUGAUAAAAAUUUGGUUCUCUACAACACUAUCAUUUCAAAUUAUAUUCACCAUGGGAUGGCCAGAGAAGCACAAGUAGUAAUCCAUGACAUGCUGCAACUAGGACUGAGACCAGAUAGGGUGACAUUGUUAUCGGCAAUUGCAGCCUGUGCACAGUUAGGUGAUCUGUCUGCUGGAAAAUCAUCCCAUGCUUAUGUCUUAAGGCAUGGCCUUGAAGGUUGGGACAGCAUAAGCAAUACCAUUAUUGACAUGUAUAUGAAAUGUGGCGAAAGAGAAGCAGCUUGCAGAGUUUUUGAGCCUAUGCCAAACAAGACAGUGGUAUCGUGGAACACCUUAAUAGCAGGUUCUAUUAGAGAUGGUGAUUUGGAACUAGCUUGGAGAACCUUUGAUGAGCUACCAACAAGGGACCUUGUAUCUUGGAACACCAUGAUUGGUGCCCUGGUUCAGGAGGGCAUGUUUGAGGAAGCAAUUAAGCUGUUCCGUGAGAUGCAGAACAAUGGGAUGAAACCAGAUAGGGUGACAAUGGUGGGUAUUGCAUCUGCCUGUGGGUAUUUAGGAGCUUUUGAUCUUGCCAAGUGGGUCUAUACAUACAUUAGGAGAAAUAGCAUUGAUAUUGACUUGCAGCUAGGUACAGCUUUGGUUGAUAUGUUUUCAAGGUGUGGUGAUUCGAGAAGUGCUAUGCAUGUUUUCAGUAAAAUGGACAAACAAGAUGUGUCUGCUUGGACAGCUGCCAUUGGAGCAAUGGCUACGGAGGGAAAUGCUGAAGGGGCUAUUGAGAUUUUUGACGAAAUGCUCAAACAAGGGGUGAAACCAGAUGAGGUUGUUUUUGUGGUACUAUUAACAGCAUGUAGCCAUGGUGGCUCUGUGUUGAAAGGGAGGCAAAUUCUUAAUUCAAUGAAGGAAACUCAUGGAAUCUGUCCUCAGGUUGUUCACUAUGGUUGCAUGGUUGAUUUACUCGGGAGAGCUGGGUUUCUUGAAGAAGCUCUUGAUCUCAUCCAACGGAUGCCAAUGGAACCUAAUGAUGUGAUCUGGGCCUCUCUUCUUGCUGCUUGCAGGAUGCACAAAAAUGUUGAAUUAGCACAAUAUGCAGCUGAUAAGAUAACUAAAUUGGCCCCUGAAAAACCAGGGGUUCAUGUGUUACUGUCAAACACAUAUGCCUUUGCAAGGAAAUGGGAUGACGUUGCGAAAGUUAGGCUGCAAUUGAAGGAAAAAGGGGUUCUGAAAGUGCCUGGAUUAAGUUCAAUAGAGGUUAAUGGAAUGAUUCACGAGUUCAUAUCUGAUGAUCAAUCACACCCAGAAAAAUUAAACAUUGAUUUAAUGCUAAAGGAAAUAAACUGCAAGCUAGGUGAGGCAGGGUAUGUUCCAGAUGUAACCAAUGUAUUGAUAGAUGUUGAUUUAAGGGAAAAAGAGAAAUUGCUUAGUAGGCACAGUGAGAAACUAGCCAUGGCUUUUGGAUUGAUCACCACCAGUGCAGGUAUGCCUAUAAGGGUAAUUAAGAAUCUUAGGAUGUGCUCUGAUUGUCACUCAUUCGCAAAAUUAGUAUCAAAACUGUACGAAAGGGAAAUCACUGUCAGAGAUAAUAAUAGGUAUCACAUUUUCAAGCAAGGAUUUUGUUCUUGUGGAGAUUAUUGGUAAUAGUGUUACAAAGAGGAUUUUUACCCCCAAAAAAAAAAAGGAUUAGAAAGAGGAGUUUUGAUAUCUGAUACUCCAAUUCAACUUCCUGCGUGGCCAAUUUCAGCUAAAUAAGCUCCAAGCCAUACAGAGAACUAAGGGGAUCACGGAAGGAGAUGUCUUUUGCUAUACAAAAGAAAAAAUACAUAAAGAUUUUGCUAAAUCAUGGACAGCCGUCAAACAAAAUGGCUUCAGGAUUAACCUUCUAAUGUUUGAAAAAUGGAAUCAGCAUAAGCAUUCAGAUCCUCCUUCCGGAGUUUAGCAAUAUGAAGAUGAGAUGAGGUCUUCCGAUGGACUUCUUCAAUGAGUCCUGUGCUGGCUUCAGCUUUGCAAGGCUGAAUGAGGUUUUCUCGGGGCUUAUAUUCAUCCUCACUGUCAAUUCUCAACUGGUCUCACUGCUUAAGGAGAAUAUUUAUGAGGUAAUGAAGGGGCUGACCAUGUAAUUGCUUUAGGGAUCCGCCUAAUCCCAUCCAUGAGGUAUAGGAAGUGAUAAAGCGACGGCGUCUUGGGAUUGGAAUCUGCUUCAUGUAAUCUUGAUACGUUGCUGCUCUUUUGAUCAAUAAAUCUGGAUGCAAGCAUGAGUUAAAGUUGCAUUUACAAGAGUGUAAAAUA